Molecule: messenger RNA, 516 nt
Organism: Medioppia subpectinata
Lineage: Eukaryota; Metazoa; Arthropoda; Arachnida; Sarcoptiformes; Oppiidae
Source: the annotation of a GenBank genome assembly
AUGAGUAAUAGUGUGAAUGCAUUGCAUAACACAUACAAUGAGUGGGCGUUUGGUCUGAAACUAAUGUCACAAAAACGAAAGCAAUACUACUAUAGAGUUAUACUGUUGUCCACAACUGGUCUCACGACUGGUCUGUACUUCACAUACAAUACACUAUUCAUCAAUCAAUACAAAUCUGUUGUCCACUCAUAUAAAUCCGGUCAAUUGUCACAACUCGACAAAGACCUCGAGUUAUUCGCCGCAAACGUGUGGACAGAGUGUCAACAAUCUGUGGACAAGAGUCCGGAAUCGUUGCAAUUCUUCCCGUCUGUCGGAUGCGAUCCGCUAACUAUCGGCACAUUAGGUCUGCCGUCCGGUGCUGUGAUUGGUUUGCCAUUUCCGCUGAACUACCGCACCGUCGAUGACGUGAAGACCGUUGACCUGCGUUUCAAAGGCGAACACAACCCGUAUAUGAAGUGGCGAUCGGCGGCCGGAAAGGCGUUCAUCGAGUCAUUAGUGUUGAGCGAAAGGGCGAAG